Messenger RNA from Blepharisma stoltei, 1779 nucleotides. NCBI's taxonomy places the organism in Eukaryota, Ciliophora, Heterotrichea, Heterotrichida, Blepharismidae. The record is from the annotation of a GenBank genome assembly.
AUGCGUUCAGUAUCCGCAAUGAAAUGGUAUUCCAAGGGUGAUGCAAGCGACAAUGAUGCCUCAGUGAGAUCUUUGGUCGAUUCCAAUAGUGAUGCCAUGAUGUCUCUUCCAUGCCAUUCAUCAGCAUAUACACGGAUUUUUAGUAAACAAAAUUUAAGAUCAAACCUUCUCCCUACUUUUUUACAAAAAGACAUAGCACAAAGUGUGCUAACACAAGAAAACUUAUCAAAAUUUAAGCUGGGCUGUUGUGCAGAGAUACUUUUUAGCUCCCCAACUCCAACAGUGCAUGAUGAGCCUCAAUAUUCAGCUCUUGAGUAUGAAAUUAUUAAAAGAUUAUGCAAUAAUUGACAUUUUAUUUAAGACUGAUAGCUUGAGAUGACCAUUUUAUAUGAAAAAAAAUUUUUUUGCAUAGUCAAUUUUCUUGAUAUAAUGAAGUACAAUUAAAAUAUAUAAUAAAGUAUAAGAGAAUUGGAGCCUUCAAACAAAAUAAAUCCCUUUGAGCUAGACAAAAUCAAGGAAGCUUUCAUAUGGGUUUUCGAUCCAAGGUUUGGAGAGGACAGAAAAGUUUUUAAAAUAGGCCAUAGGACGAUUCUCUCACUCUGCCAAUUAUGCUAUGAAUUGAGUUUUCACUUAUAAUAAUUAUAUUAUUUUUUUUAAAUGAAAAUUCAAAAAAUGUUUGAAUUUAAUCAAUAUUAAAUUACGAGAGUUAGGCAAGUUUUUGGUCUUCAGAGAAGGUUUAGGCCUAACAGAAGAAAUACUUAACUGUUAUAUGUCUAUUAUUGUACAAAUGAAUCGUAACUUAUUAAACUAUAACAAAUUAGCUGCCAAAGUGAUGAUUGCUGACUCACAGUUUUCAGAGGCGUUAAUUCUAAAAGGGAGAUCGAUUAUUCAGCCGAAAAUCAAUAUCCCUUUACAAAGAAAAUAUAUCAAGUAUUGAUACAAUAUUUUCUUUUUUUUAUAUAAAAAUAAAAUUCUGAAUACAUUAUAAUUCCUAAAUUUUCAUUAAUCAGUAUAUUUUAAACUACGACUUAUUGAUGUUUCCAAUACAUACAACUUAUUGGUCGCUUUUAUUGGUGAACAUGAAUUUGAAUACAGUUACAUAUUUUGACCCUUUUACAGAUGCAACAGACACUGAUAUUUUUACUAACUCCCCCCCCCCCUCCCGUGAGCGAACAAAAAAAUUUUGUUCGCUCACGGAGGGGGGUUAAUUUUUUUUUUUAAAAAAAAAAAUUUAUAUAUAAAUUUUAUAUAAAAAUAUUUUUUUCGAAAUUUAAAAAAAUCCUAAUUUGCAAAAAUUGGGAAGCAAAUAUUAAUUUAAUUUGCAAAAUUUAUGUUUUAAAACGCAAUUUGUUUAAAAUUAAACAGAAUUAGCUCUAGAUUUCAUUAUACUAAUUAUCACUUAUAUAUCAAAAUUUUUUUCCAUUAAAAUUUUUUCUAUUAAAAAAAUUUUUGUUCACUCACGGAGGGUGGGUUUUUGGUCAAAAAAUGCCGAUUUUUCUAAUGGUUUUGUUCGCUCACGGAGGGGGGGGGGGGAGUAAAGUAAUUAAUAAAUUUGUUCACAGAGCCAUAAGAGCUCAGAAAUUAACUACUGAUCAUAUUCCAGAGUAUCGCUACAAAGGAGCUGAUUGCUUUAGAGGAAGCGGUGUUGACAGCGGAGUUGUUAUAUGCAACAUUGCAGAAUCUCUUGCAAUUGGGAAACAGCUCUGCAAUACCAAGGAUUUAAUCGAUACAUAUAGAAGACAAAUGAUGAUUACUUUAAUAAAAGCAAGUUUUCAAUAA